Molecule: messenger RNA, 3809 nt
Organism: Terrapene triunguis (Three-toed box turtle)
Lineage: Eukaryota; Metazoa; Chordata; Testudines; Emydidae
Product: BCLAF1 and THRAP3 family member 3
Exons: 11
Coding region: 62-2077 (671 amino acids)
Biological process (GO): positive regulation of transcription by RNA polymerase II
Cellular component (GO): mediator complex
Molecular function (GO): transcription coregulator activity; DNA binding
Source: RefSeq, a predicted model, not a curated record
GCUGAAUAUAACUUUGUCUUCCCAAGUGCUUCAAGAAACUAAUUGACACACACAUCAAAAGAUGGCUAGAUCUAGAUCAAGAUCACCAAGGUGGAAACACAGGUCCUUAUCACCUGCAUUUAGGAGUCCAGAACACCAUAGACAAAGAUAUGCUCAUAUUAAUUAUGACUGUGAAUAUAAGAGAUUUAGGAAAGACCUAAAGAAACCUGUGUCUUGGAGAGUGGAAGAUGGGAAAUACGGACAAAGCAAUUCUAGAUUUGCACCACAUGGGAAUAUCCCCCACAGAAUUUAUGAACAUAGAUCAUCUUCACCAAAUGUAAAAAGAAUUCCUUUAGAGGAUACGUAUAGUCGUAAACCCUAUAGAACACAUUCAUCAGAAAGGGGUGAAGGCAACAGGAGAUAUCAGUUUCCACCCAAAUACUCAGAAGUAUCCUACAAAGAACAUGAUCAACCUUUUUACCCACACAAAAUGCAAGAAAGAUAUAUUCCUGAGGACUUCAGAGUCACUGGAGAUGAAAAAGGAAUGAAACCUUUUCAUAGACCAUUAGGGGCUUCAUGUAAAUUUGAAAGAAAAUGGCAUGAAGAUGAAAUGAGGCACCAGAAGUUUCAGGAAGACAAAUAUGGUCAGUCACUCCGAAGAGCUUCUGAAGAAUUUACGACAAGGAGCUCUUUGCAGAAGAGGUAUCCUGAAGAUCGUGAUUACAGAGAACAUGGGCAUACAUCUAAAAGGGCUAAAGAAAUUGAGAGAGAUGACGGUGGAGAAAUAGCAAGAAAUCACAAAUGGAAGCAAGAUCGUUCUUUUCUACCCUACCAAAAAAAGGAGGAGCAAAGAAACAUUGGUCCACAAGCUCAUCGGUCUGCUGAAAGGGAGUACACAAAGAGUUCUGUUACGAAGAUAGCAUAUGACUAUAGUUACAAACAUCAUAGACACCCAGAUGGGACAAAAUCUUUUUCUGAUGAUAGAGCUCAGAAGUAUGUAAAGCAGGAAGACCAAAAAUAUAAUUCUCCUAAGGGUGCUCUGAAUAGCAAAGAGUUAGAUUAUUGUAGUGGUGGAAGAGUAAGACAGACUGAAGAAGGGCAUAAUGAAGUACCCAUUAAAUAUAGUUCAGAGAAGGGCUGCAAUGCAUGUGCCAACUCUUACAAAAAUGAUGUUGAUCUGAGACCCUUUAAUAACACAAAGAAGGAAAGAGUAAGGAAUGAAGGGGAUUUCAGAAAAAAAAUAGAUUCUUCUAAUAGCCAUCAUGACACAAGUCAUACAGUUUCAGAUGUGAAAAUGUCAGAUGUCACUCCUAGGAAGGAGCUGCUCACAAUCAAAGUGGAUAUGAAGAAAAUGAUGAACAAGUACAGGACUGCUUCUAGCCAUACUAUGGAGCGGCAGAUGUCACAUGAUCUGGUUGCUGUUGGCAGGAAAAAUGAAAAUUUUCAUCCAGUGUUUGAACACAUGGAAUCUGUAACACAAAAUGUCGAGAACAAUCCAUCAAAAGAAUUUACUCAGGAAAUCAUAACAAUUAUCCAUCAAGUUAAAGCAAAUUAUUUUACAUCUUCUGACCUAACUUUAAAUGAACGCUUCUCAAAAAUUCAAGAUAAACCAGUUGUAAAUUUAAAUGAAGUUAAAAUAUAUUCAGAUCCAGAAAUUCACAGGAGAAUUGAUAUAUCUUUGGCAGAACUUCAGAAUAAACUAGCUAUGCCAUGUGAAUCUGGACAGACUGUUGUGAGAGUUCUAGAAGAUCCAAAUGAUCUACGGCAUGAUAUAGAGAGGAGGAGAAAAGAGAGGCUGCAGAAUGAAGAUGAGAGAGUGUUUCACAUAGACAGUGUAAUUCAAAGGAAUGAGCACAAUGGUAGCUUUUCAAAAUUACAGAACUCUCAAAUUGAUGGAUUCCAAAAGCCUAUAAGAUUCCUAAAACCACCUUUCAGGAAAUUUAUUAGGAAACCUCACAUGAAUUCUUAUUAUGCUGCAAAAACAAAUGACAUCUUUACUCACAGACCAUUUGGAGGACACCUGGAAAAUCCAAGACCCUUCAGAAGACCCUUUAAGAGAGAGACAUGCAGGGGCAUAGCCUUGGAACCAUCUUCCUAACCACUCCUGCUAGGAUGAAGACCAGAAGGUGUGGAAGGAGAGGGAAGCUCAGUAGCUUUCUCCCAAGCUGGAAACAGUAGUGAUGGCUGUUGGAAAGCCUUGGGGCCUCCUCUCAUGGUAGGAGGCAGAUGCCUCCUGGUGGAAGAACUCCCCUGCUCAAUGCAAGAUGCCUGUCAAUUGGGGCACAGGCUGCCCAUUCACAUAGUUUAGGGGGAAUCUUGGUUUUUACCUUGCCAAGGUUCACGGGCUUAAUUUAGAAUUUUAAAAACAUUUCAGUUUCCCCUAUUGUGACAAUAUAUUUGCAUAAAGGAUGGUAUUGUAUUUAUUGUAUCCUGAGAACAGUCAGGUUUGGACUUAUUCUGAUCUCCUGUGAGAAGUUGAGCAUUUGGCAGCUAUCUGCCAUGAAUCCUGUGCCUCCAACUCCAAUAAGCUUCACCAUGGUCGCUGACGUGUUCAUCUUUCCUGGUAAAUGCAGCUUUCUCAGUAUAUCAUGGAUGGAUACAGGGUCUUUGAAAUAGAAAAAGGCUUCUAGGAAUUUGUAUAAAUGAGCUCCUCCCUUGUGCAAGCCUUUUUUAGCUGCACAUUGCAAGUUUACUGAAAAACUGGUACAAAAUAUAUUGCGUAUGUGAAGCACGUGAUUUUUUCCCCCCAACUCUGUCAGAUUGAUACGGAAUGUUACCAGAACACUCAAAAGCACUUUUCAGUGAGGGCUAUUUUCAUGACAAAUUUCAGCUUUCUUCUUCUAGCAGUUAAAGUUGUUCAUGAAAAGUUACAAGACUUUUACAUGGGGAAGGUUUCUGCUCUCCCUCUUGCAUUCUCCUUGUAUUCAAAAGCAGAUUUAACAAUUUUUUAUUAAAACUCCUUAAAAAAAAAAUCACCUUCUGUCAAGACCAAGUUUGAAAACUUCAAACAAAAUGUUCAAAAACAAUCUGAGAAACUAUAAUAAAUGAGGUUGGAAUUUUUUAUAUUAUUCUUAUACUGCACCCUUUUGUGUGGCAUCUGAGUGCCUGUGAAUGGAAAACAUAACACAAACUUAAUUAUAGUGGACACUGCUGCUCCCACUACAUAUGUUGUCUGUCCACUCUAGUAUUUAUAGUGCCAUUGACUUUCUAUUUCUGUUUCUCUGUGGCCUUCUCCCUCAGUUCUACUUCAAGUGAGUUUACAGUAGCCCAAUAUAGAGGUGAAGGAAGCAUAGCUCUGUGGCUAGGUGUUCUUCCUAUGGUUUUAAAGACUGAAGUGAUUCCAGGUAAAUUUGAUAUUUUACAUUCAACAUAUGAACCAGAGACAGCUCUUGGAUGCAAUCCUGGGUCCUUUAAAGUCAGUGGGUUGCCAUUGAGUUAAUCAGGCCAGGAUUUUACUCUUGAAGUUUACUUAUUAGAACAGCUGUUUAUAUAGAGAGAUGCUCACACACACCCCAAAAAGGAGCUUGUCUCUCCCCUUCCACCUCAUUUGUUGCCCACAUUAUACAACCUCUUCAGUGCUCAUAAUUUUGAUAUCAAAACCUGUUCUAUGCAGAUAACUUGAGCUACUUUGGACUGUUGCCCAGUAUGUGCGACACUGCAGUUCUGUGAUAUGAACAGUGAGUACGGGUCUGGGAAGUAUUUAAUAGGAGGCAAAGAAGAGGCAUAUGCAUUUAUAAAUGAAUAAUACUUCAGUACUGUAAGUUUUUGUGUGUGUAUAAUUGUGUAAUUGUAACUUUAAAAGAGUUGAAUACAAUAAAAUACAAAAGGCC